CGCGCAUGCGCCGCGCGUGUGUCUUCUCGUUAGUAAUCCAACAUGGCCGCGCUCGUGGGUAUCCGUGCGUGCCUCUCCGCGCUCCAGCUCUCCUCCCCGAGUCUCCUGCACAGCUCCUACAAACUGUGUGCGGUUCCUCUGAGCCGGAGGAGUUUCGCUGCCGACGCUAAGAAGGUGUUCUCCCGUGAUAAACCUCACGUGAAUAUAGGAACCAUCGGUCACGUGGACCACGGGAAGACCACGCUCACCGCCGCCAUCACCAAGGUGCUGGCUGAGGCUGGUGGUGCGCGCUAUAAGAAGUAUGAAGACAUUGAUAACGCUCCUGAAGAGAAAGCCAGAGGCAUCACCAUCAACGCCUCGCAUGUGGAGUACACGACCGCUAACAGGCACUACGCGCACACAGACUGUCCCGGUCACGCCGACUAUGUCAAGAACAUGAUCACAGGCACGGCUCAGCUGGACGGCUGUAUCCUGGUGGUGGCGGCGACGGACGGUCAGAUGCCCCAGACGCGUGAGCACCUCCUGCUGGCCCGUCAGAUCGGCGUGCAGCACGUGGUGGUGUACAUCAACAAGGCGGACGCCGUGGACGACCCUGAGCUCUUGCAGCUUGUCGAGCUCGAGAUCCGAGAGCUGCUCAGCGAGUUCGGAUACGACGGAGACAACACACCCGUCAUCAGUGGCUCGGCCCUCUGCGCCCUCGAGAACCGGCAGCCUGAGCUGGGAGUGAACUCCAUCAUGAAGCUGCUGGAGGUAGUGGAUGAGUUCAUCCCUCUGCCCAAGAGAGACCUGGACAAACCCUUCCUGCUGCCCAUUGAGGGAGUCUACUCUAUACCAGGUCGUGGUACGGUGGUGACGGGCACUCUGGAGAGGGGAGUGAUCAAAAAAGGAGACGAGUGUGAGUUUGUGGGACACAACCGCUCUGCCAAGUCAGUGGUCACAGGUAUCGAGAUGUUUCACCAGUCUCUGGACCGCGCGGAGGCGGGGGAUAACCUGGGCGCGCUGGUGCGUGGUAUGAAGAGGGAGGACAUGAGACGAGGCGUGGUGAUGUGUAAACCAGGCUCAGUCCAGCCUCAUCAGAAAAUUAAAGCUCAGGUGUACGUACUGAGUAAAGAGGAAGGUGGCAGACACAAGCCUUUCGUCACCAACUUCAUGCCGGUCAUGUUCUCCCUCACCUGGGACAUGGCCUGCAGGAUCCAGCUCCCUGAUGGCAAGGAGAUGGUGAUGCCCGGCGAGGACACGUCCCUCACUCUGACCCUGAGACAGCCCAUGGUGUUGGAGAAAGGUCAGAGGUUCACGCUGAGGGACGGGAACAGGACCAUCGGCACGGGGCUCGUCACGGACAUCUUGACCGCCACAGCCGAGGACCAGCACAACUGGGGCUGAGACUGACUGGGGGGAGGGGCUGGGGGUAUCGGGGCGGGGUUACUGUGACUGAGGGUGGGGUUACAGACAGUAAGGGCGGGGCAGGAACUCAUCCAAGCUUGUGACUCGAUCAGAUUUGCGUUAGUAUGAACAGCCACGGUUUAUUAUUUCCUGCUCUCUCUUACAAACACACACACACACACACACACACACACGUUCCAAAACUUUGUUCCCUCCAUCACUUUCAGUUUGUAAGAUGUACUCUGUGAGAUCUGAUACAGGCAGCAAACUAGCCACCAUCCUGUUUAGAAUGCUAACCCGACGUUGUGCUAAUUUGCUAGCUUACUCCCUAGUCAUCGUACCAAGCACUUAGCUAACUAGCUUCUGCUAAUUAUCUCUCUUGCUGGCAUGCUAGCAGAGCAUCCAUCAGCCUGGAGAAAUGCCGAGUCUCAAACCAUGCCAGUUACAUUUUUUUUAUUUGUUUCUUAGAGCGCAAACCAAAAUUUUAGCGAAUAGACCUUUUCUGUUGGCUAAUUAGGGAGUCUGUUGAUGUGCUAGCGGAGCUCGAGUCAUCCUGGAGAAACACAGAGUCGUUUACAUUGAGCCUGAGAUAAUUAGCUGUCAGGAAUCGGUCAUUUAAACACGCUAACAGAACUCGUGGAUCCUUUCGGUUUCUUUGAAUUGAACAUGAAGCCGUGCUGUUUUUCAGGGUAAGAGGACGAGGCUGGAGAUCCUACGUUGGGGGCACACACACACACACACACACACACACACACACACACACAAAGGGAGUUUUGAGGUUCUAUACUGUCUGCUUUUUGCUUAUGAAAUGUCUCUGUGAUGAUGGCUAUGUGGCUGAUGUAAUAAAUGUAUUUAAUACA
Molecule: messenger RNA, 2243 nt
Organism: Clarias gariepinus (North African catfish)
Lineage: Eukaryota; Metazoa; Chordata; Actinopteri; Siluriformes; Clariidae
Gene: tufm
Product: Tu translation elongation factor, mitochondrial
Exons: 10
Coding region: 43-1383 (446 amino acids)
Biological process (GO): mitochondrial translational elongation
Cellular component (GO): mitochondrion
Molecular function (GO): GTPase activity; translation elongation factor activity; GTP binding
Source: RefSeq, a predicted model, not a curated record